UAUUGUGACGCAAGUCUUCUAUGACGUCACGCAUUUGUGUUGGAUACGCGCUGUGCUACUGCAUGUACUGGGACAACGCGCGAUUCGGUUUGACGUGCGCGAAAACUGCCACUAGGAUGAACAAAGGAAGCCCGAAGAUAACUCAACUUGUAAAUGAACUCAAUUUUAAAAUAGAUCACCAAAACAGUCAGGCGAUCUUUGAGAAGUGUUUUAAAACACACACUUUCAACAAAGAAUACGACCGUAACAUCGUUUCGUGUGAGAUAAAACGGUUAAACAGAAAACAAGAUGGGCUUACAGAUGUCCAUAGAUGUAGACAAGUGUUUUCUGAAACACAAAUCGGUAAAGAAAAGUUUUCAGGUUCACAAGCUAACAAAAUAAAGUCAGUUGGAGAAACAAUUCGCGAAAUCGAAAGUAGAAAUCGCCAUGCUAUAAAAAGAAAGAUAGAAAAGCAUUCUGAUGAAACCAGUUGCGAAGAUAAUUCUGAUGAACAAAACAACAAAAUGUGUUCAGCUCCAGACGUUAAUAAAAUAAAGUCUGUCGAAGAAAUAAUUCGCAAAAUCGAAAGUAAAAGUCGCCAAGCUAAACAAAAACGGAUAGGAAACCAUUCUGCUGAAAACAAUAGCCAAGAGGAUUCUAAUGAACAAAACAAAAUAUAUACAGCCCCGGAAGUUAACAAAAUAAAGUCUGUUGAAGAAAUAAUUCUCAAAAUCGAAAGUAAAAGUCACCAAGCUAGAAAAAGAAAGAUAGAAAAACAUUCUGCUGAAAACAGCAGCGAACAUGAUUCUGAUGAACAAAACGAAGUGUAUACAGCCCCAAAAGUUAACAAAAUAAAGUCCGUUGAAGAAAUAAUUCUCAAAAUCGAAAGUAAAAGUCACCAAGCGAAACAAACAGGGAUAGAAAAACAUUCUGCUGAAAACAAUAGCGAAGAUGAUUCUGAUGAACAAAACCACAAAAUGUCUUCAGCUCCAGACGUUAUCAAAGAAAAGUCUGUUGAAGAAACAAUUCGAGAAAUCGAAAGUAAAAGUCUCCUUGCUAGAACAAGAAAGAUAGAAAAGCAUUCUGUUGAAAACAGUAGCGAAGAGGAUUCUGAUGAACAAAAUAACGAAGACAGCGUCAAAUCCAGCAAGCUGGAGACCGCCAAGUGUCACACGGACGUGGGUGAACGGCCCAUUUCAAACAGUUUAAAACCGUCAUGUGGAAAACCCCUCGCGGUGUCGGGCGCUAAAAUAGAUGACGUCAGAGAUCCUGCGCCGACGCAGUCUUACAACAACUUGGUCAAGUUCUGGGAGAAGAGAAAUCACAUGCUGCUACCCAGCCGACUAUCCAGAAUCGCCAAACUGCAAGAGUCAGGUGAAGAUUGCAGUUCACCUGUACUGAUAGAAGAAUCGCAGCAGGAGGUUCUCAAACCGCACUCUAGUCUCCAAGAGAUCUCAAAGCCAUGCUUUCCAACGACACAAAACUCCCAGCCACCAUCCUGGGAACAGAACGACUUUCGAUCCUGCGAUUCAAAGCAGAAUGUCAAAUCUGUAACGUUGCGGACCGACUCGCACCUGAACUUGUCACCUCCACCAGAAUCCACGACAUGUUGCCAGCAAGACGUCGAGUCAUGCGCAGUCGAGCAAAGAGACACGUGUUCUCCUCCUCCCUCGCCAGAGAACUCCCUGUCGUACUCAUCACCCGUGACUCCUGAGUUGAUCAAGUCGCAGACUCCCGUGUCCAGUCCAGGCGAGAUACAGCAGAUGAAUACACCGGUUCAGAUUAGUGAGUCGUGUUGUUGCCAGGCGUCUCCCAAAUUCCGGCUACGCUCGUCAACCAGGCGUCUCAUGGUGAGCGUGUGGUGUGGGGUCGGCUUUCUGUUAAUAGUCCUCCUGCAGUUUCUCUUAUUUACCGAUCGCAUUGAAAGAUCCCGCAAGACCAAACUCAAUGAGUGUUUUUAAAAAUCGUGAGCAGUUGGAAAAAAAUCUGAACGAAGAUUAUUAAUAGUGAAACUGCAAAAUGCACGUAUGUCUGUUUUAAGCAAAAAAAUAAAUAAAAAUAAAUAAAAUAAAAUAAAUAAAUAAAAAAGGCGGGAAGUAGAGCGGUAUGGGUCACAGUAUCAGUUUGUGUUCCCUAUAUGGUAUAUCAAAGGACGUGGUGGUGUGUACUUUCUUGUUCGAAAAUGUGUAGUAGUAAGGAUAAACACCGGCGUUAAUGUUGUUGCUUUUGGGGGUUUUCCAACCAUCUACUUCCAUUUCUUUUGUUUUUGUUUGUUUAGUUUUUAUCUUUCCGUUUUCUUUAAAUUGACACCGUUCACUUGUAUAUAUAUAUAUAACGAUGGUACUUUUCAAUUCCAUCAAUAGAAUUUUAUUUUCCAUCAUUAAGAUUGGUUCAUUACAUGUAAAACAUAUACAUUUAACUAGUAUUUUAUUUUGGUGAAAAUUAUACCAGAUAUUAGUUAACAUUAAGUGACCGAGUGUCAGUAAAAAAAAAAAUGUUUUACAAUUUUUAUUUUUUAUUUGUUUGUGUUGAUAAAAAAAAGAAUACAAAAUUACGAAAAAUCCCAUUCCUUAUUGUAGGCAUGGGAUAAAAACCAAAUUAAAUUAAAUAUUGUUGUGUUUUUCCGUUGUUUCUUUACGUGUUCGCGUUUCUCAUAAAUUUAUUACACACACGUGUAGGCCUACACAUACUACUAAUACAUGCAUAAUGUUUUGAUAAACCAAACGUGUAUACAUAUAUGUUUAUUGUAAUGUUCUUUGAUGUUUCUUUCUAUUGUUCUCACUUUUGAAAAGUUGAUGCCAUACAUAAUUAUAUAUAAAUAAAAAUCGUACAUUUUAUGUAUGCAUUUUUAAAAAUUCUCUUUAAGAGGUGUACAUUGGUAUUAACAUAAACUAUAUUUUAGUUUUUUGCUUUUAACAUACGUUCGUGCGUAUACAAAGAAAAUAAUAUUGUUUUUGUUCACAAAGUUGGUACUAUAUAAAUUAAGCAAAACGUAUUUUCUUCUCGUUUGUAAUGUUGGUUCUAUUCACGAGACACGCAUGUACUUAACAGUGGCAUUGAUUGCGUUUUGUGUAUAAAUAGAAAACGGAUAUGUUAUUGUUUUACCAUAAACGUGGUGCCAUAACACACAUAACAAUUAAAUUGUUUUAUUAAGUUGAUAUUUAAAAUGCGAAUCAUGUUUGUUGGAUCAGUUGUUGGCAUACAGACUUGUAUUGAUUGCGAAUACUAAACUGUAUAUUGUUUUCGUUAUAACGUUCAGAUUUGAUAUUGUUUUAACCGUAAACGUAGUUUCAAGACCAAUAUGGGGUCAUGACCUAUUUCCUUGACCUUGGCCUUGGUGUGUGUUGAGAGAUACGAUGCAGGUAUGCGACCUUGGUGUUAGUCAUAGCCUGACCUUGGCGUUCAGGUGCGUGACCGACUUCCGCCAUAGCCUUGAGUUUAUAACCUAUUGGAUUGUGGUGUACUGAUUUAUAGACUGUAUUAUUUUAGCUGAUUUUCUGUAGCAUUCAUUACACUUAGUUCUGUCUAUUUAUAGGUGUUCUAGUGUUUUAGAGUGACGACCCAAAUAUUUGAUUUCACAUUUAACGUUCAACACAUCGCCAUACCGUUUUGACGUAACGUAUGUGUCUAUUUUUAUUCGUUUGAAUACAUCUGUCCGACAUUCAGUUUUUUCUCUUCUUUUAUUGUGAUGGGUGGUGUGUUUAACCCAUUCAUUCAAUCAUUCCGUUUAUUAAACAAAUAACAAAAUGGAUAAAUAAAAAACAUUAACAGCAGCUGUUCAUUCUUCUGCAUAGCGCCUUCACGUUUAUGGAUAAUCAUGUUACGGCUGAUAGAUAGAUGUCCAUAGUGAUAGAGCCGCAAGUAGUUGGUCAAUCACUUGUCAAAUAAUGUUAAUGGGAAAGAGAAUUAAACCGGAGCGGCUCUUCACCAGUUGCCAUUGGUGUAUGCGAACUGGUGUGAUUCUGUGGUCUCUAUUUGACCGUGGUUUAAAAGACUGCUUAAUCAUACCAGUUCACGUACACUGAUCUGAAAAGCCACUCUGGUUUAAUUCUAUCUUUGAUAGGCAUUCUUUGUGAAGGGAUUAACCAAAUACUUGCGGCUGUACAAUGAACAGCUGCUGUUAAUGUGUUAAUAAAUUUUGUGUUCUGGUUAAUAAUGGGUUGACGACACCACCCAUCACAAUAAAAAAAAAAGCAACCACCAAAACGGUAUGGCGAUGUGUUGAACGUUAAGUGUGAAAUUAUAUAUUUGGUCUGAGAUACUAAAACUGCUAUAAACAGACAAAACUAAGUGUAAAGAGUGCUACAGAAAAAUCAUACAGUCUAUAAAUCAGUAUAACAUAAUCCAAUAGGUUAUAAACUGAAGGCUAUGGCGGAAGUCGGUAACGCACCUGGAUGCUAUGAUUCACACCAAAAUCGUACGUACACCUGCACCAAGGUCAUUCAUUGUCUCCUAACACACACAAAGGUCAGGGUCACGGGAAGUAGGUCAUGACCCCAUACAGGCCUUGAUACUACUAAUAAUGAUGUAGAAGAAAAAAGUACUUGUUUAGGUAGUUGAUACCAGAAACAUGUGGAGAUAUAAAUGUGAAUAUCCUGUUGUUGUUAUUUUUGGUAUCAUGCAUGUUAAUAUAUAAAAUGGUAUUGUUUUGUAUACAAUUAUUAUGAUAAUGUUUAAAAGACACACUUUUAUUAUUUCGUGUAGAAAAUAAGAUAAUUUUGUUUUCUUCUAAAACCUUUUGCAUGUAUAUGCCAGUAUGUAUGUAUGUAUGUAUGGUUAUAAUUGUUGUUGUUCUUGCUUUUUAUUUUAUAAAUAUUUUAUCAUAAAAAAGUUCAUAAAGAGUUUUUGUUUCAUAUCCUAAAGUUGGUACCAAAUCUACUUGAAGAAUUUGUAUUGUUUAUUUAUAAGAUUGACAAAUGCCUUUUCUAAAAAGAAUGUUUUUAUUGUUUUAUUUUUUAGUAUAUUUUAACAUGUUUUGUUUCGUAACGACUCUAGUUACAUGUAUAUAUAGUAAUAAUUUGGGUUUGCGUGAGGAACGUUUUGAAUCCGCAGUAUGCGUUUUAUUUUAAAUUGUUUAUUGCUAUUGUUUCGUAGAGAUGAUACCAUGCAUAUAGAUUACGAGUACAAAGUAUAACAAUACAUACGUGUAAAUAAAAAUAGUACUGCAUGUGGUUAAAGGGGCAUUCUCACAGUGCAGCGUUUAGUAAAAGUUUGCUCCAUGCAAUUGAGAUAUAUUGUGAGAAAGUUGAAACGAAUUAUAUUUAUUCAUUUAAUUUUAGUAACAGGGCGAUACCAAACCGAAAAUAAUUAAGGUUUAAUAAAAGAAAAAUAAGGUCGCAAUAAGACAAAAAAGCCAACAACCAUAGACACAGUUAAACUAAAAAUGGCACCCAUGUUAGAUAUUGUGCUGUGUGUAUUAUGAAAUAAUUGAUACGAUGCUACCUAAUCUGCUAGGUUCUAGAAAUAUUAGAUGUAAUGUUUUGUCAAAAGCUAUUAAAUGGCGAUGUUGUUUUAA
Messenger RNA from Gigantopelta aegis, 5494 nucleotides. RefSeq names its product myb-like protein V. The coding region runs from base 21 to 1940 and encodes 639 amino acids. Lineage: Eukaryota; Metazoa; Mollusca; Gastropoda; Neomphalida; Peltospiridae. The transcript has 3 exons. The record is from RefSeq and is a predicted model, not a curated record.